CAUACCAUAUUCCUUUUUCUCUCUGCAUUAAAGAUUCUAAUAAUUGAAUGAACAAUACAUACUUAAAAGUAGUUAAUUAUAAGAAAAAGUUCGAGGUUAAUUAGUUGAGAGUGUAUGUACACAUAUAUAUAUAAAUGGAGGGUGGUAGGAAACCUGCAUGGAUGGAAGGGCUAAUGGCGGAGACGUUCUUCGGCGGCUGCGGCGUCCACCGCCACCGGAGGAAGAACGAGAAGAACAUCUUCUGCUUACUUUGUUGCCAAAGCUUCUGCCCUCACUGUUUCCCUUCUCAUCAAUCACAUCCCUUUCUUCAGGUGAGAAGAUAUGUUUACCAAAACGUGAUAAGGUUGGAUGAUUUGCAGAAGCUCAUUGAUUGCUCCUACAUUCAGCCUUACACCAUAAACAGUGCCAAAGUGAUAUUCUUAAAUCAGAGGACACAAUCCAGGUCAUCAUGCAAUAAUAACAAGACUUCUGCCAGUUCUUGUUUCGCUUGCGAUCGAAUUUUGCAGGACCCCUUUAGCUUCUGUUCUCUCUCCUGCAAGGUAUGGUUGAUUUUAUGGCGUACCACGAACAAGAUUUAUCCGACAUAAUCCUCUUCAAGUUUGAUGAUGAGUCUGGUGUACCCUUCUCCCCAUUCAAGUCUGAUUCGCUCGAAAUGACUCUCCACUCCUCUCUCGAAGACGGGUUGGCGUGCAAAAAUACUGCUUGUUCCAGCAGUAGUGCCAUGGGCAAUUCUGGUAUUUCACGAAAUGUCGCGACCAAAAGUGGGCCUCGUUUCCUGCCUAGGUUUAUGGUCUCCGUGAGCAAUAGGAGAAAGGGUGCCCCUUCAAGGUCUCCCUUUUCGUGAAGAUAAUAAUGUUGUCCUUUUGGUUCGGGUUUAGUUGUCCAUUUUCUUAAUUUCGCGUGUAUAAAACUAAUAUUCCGUGGUUCGCUUCCUAUAUUUAAUAAAGAGAUCAAUGUCUA
Molecule: messenger RNA, 960 nt
Organism: Cuscuta campestris
Lineage: Eukaryota; Viridiplantae; Streptophyta; Magnoliopsida; Solanales; Convolvulaceae
Source: the annotation of a GenBank genome assembly